AUGUCUUCAGUCUUUGUAUCGAUCGCUCGUGGGGCACGCAUGCACACCAGUGCAGUGGUGCGUCUCCGCACAUCCCAGACCGCCUAUUCCGCCGUCAAGCCAGGCUCGGAAAGCGAAGCCACCACUCCCGGAUCAGCCUCUGUAAGCGACCCCCUCUUCCCACUGCCGCACAUCCAUCUACUGACGCUUUUGGCGGCGAUGCAGACCGAGGAGAUCGCACACAGCAGCAGCGCAUACGACUCUACCACAUCGCGCCCCGACACGGCUGCCGACCAAAUUCAGUCGGAGACCGGCGCCGACAUGGACUCGUCCAGCGCCAAGCGCCAAGCUUCCCAUCUAGCCACUGCCGACCCCAACCAAAAGACCAAAGCCACCUCAGAACGCAAGCCGCGCAAUGCCAAACCUUGA
Moesziomyces aphidis is the source of this 408-nucleotide messenger RNA. Lineage: Eukaryota; Fungi; Basidiomycota; Ustilaginomycetes; Ustilaginales; Ustilaginaceae. The record is from the annotation of a GenBank genome assembly.